Molecule: messenger RNA, 331 nt
Organism: Trachymyrmex cornetzi
Lineage: Eukaryota; Metazoa; Arthropoda; Insecta; Hymenoptera; Formicidae
Exons: 3
Coding region: 1-318 (105 amino acids)
Biological process (GO): sensory perception of smell; detection of chemical stimulus involved in sensory perception of smell
Cellular component (GO): plasma membrane
Molecular function (GO): odorant binding; olfactory receptor activity
Source: RefSeq, a predicted model, not a curated record
AUGACAUCAAAUAAUAUCAGUAAUAUAAUUGUAUCCGCUCAAUUAAUAUUUAGUCAUUUGAUAUAUUUGUUUGUUGCUAAUUACUGUGGACAAGCAGUAAUUAAUAAUGGAGUAAAUCUGUUCAACGCCAUUUAUAAUGGAUUAUGGUAUGCAGCACCAUUGUCAACGCAGAAAUUAUUAUUAUUUAUAAUGCAAAGAGGAAGCAAGAACCUUACCAUAUCGUGCUUCAGCAUAUUUGUUGCAUCCUUGGACGGUUUCGCUACGCUCACAAGUAUGGCAGUAUCCUACUUCACAAUGAUUUAUUCAACGCGAAAAUAAUGAGCUAAAAGGA